AGACAGAUCUAAGGACCUGCCUCAUUCACUCCAGCAGCACAGGUUGUGAGGGGAGAAAGAGUGAAAGAGAGAGAACAGGAGAGAUAGAGGAGAAUAUUAGCAACUGCUGGAGAGAGGAAAAGGACAGGAGGUGAAAAAGAGAGUCUGUCCAGUGUAUUGUUUUCCUAAGACAAGAAGGGAGCCAGGGUGUGAAGGAGUGAGGCAGGAGAGAGAAGACAAGUCUUCAGGAGUGGGACUACCCAGCAGUGGGAAGUUUCUCCAGGGAGGUUAUAGUGAUCAUCGGUAGUGACCCCACCUCUCUGCUGGGAGUCAGACCCCCAGAAUCCAGAGCCAUGGAGCCCUCUGUGUCGACUGAGGUCGAGGGGGAGUCCAAGGAGAGGAAGAAGAUCCACUUUGCUGUGCCGGCCUCUGUGCCUACCAACCUUGACCCUCGGCAAGUGGAGAUGAUCCGGCGCAGGAGGCCCACACCUGCCACGCUGUUUAGAGUAGCUGACCAAUCAUCUCCUGAGGAUGAUCAGUCUACCCAUCAGGUAAAGUGGGUAGUAGGAGAGAACGGAGUGCUCAAACCAAAACGUGUCAAUCCAAACGUGUAUCAGCCUCCUUCACUCAAAGCUGUGCAGAAGAUGGCUGAAGCACAUAUGCAGAACCUAGGUGUCUACCCCCCUUUGGAAGACCCUUGUGAAGGGGAGGAUGAUGAGGACCACUGGCAGGGACAAGAGGGAGAGGACACAUCUCCCACCAAAGCUGCUGAUCACCAAGAGAUGGCGACCACUGAGCAGUCAGUGAAAUUUUCCAGCGUGAGAGAGACAGCCAAGCAGAUCCAAGCAGCACAGGAGGAAGAGGAGGAGGAGGAGGAGGAGGAGGAGGAGGAGGAGGGGAACAAAAUCAAGGAAACGACAGAGGAGAACAGUUGGGGGAGUAACUGAGAAAGAGAGAGAGAGCAGGGCAAACAUUUGGAGGGAAGAAUUGGGGAGAGUGAAGGUGUUUUGUCAUAUGGUUAAAAUCUGAAGAACUCAGAAGAGAUAAGGAAAUGGGUGUGCUGUUUUGUGGAUGUGGAGACUGAAUGCACAAGUGAAGAUGAGAGCUGUGGAUCGACUGAAUGAAAGAUACUUCCAUGAAAUCAAACAUGUGACUGAGCAAAGAUUUCUGCACUACUUCACCUCCUCUGAAGGGUUAGGGGGACUAAAGAGUGGAAAGAGAGGGAGUUUGUGUAUUAGGGGUCAGCCCUUAUGAGCAGGUGAUGAAUGAUCUACUGACAGAGCAGACUACAGACGCCAAUUUGGCCCUAAUGUCGCUUUCUUUAUAAUGAGAGUGGAGGGGCCAAGGUUAACAUGACCAAAUACCCUGUAAGACCAGUCCUCCAUCUACCUUGAUGCUUCUGCACAGAGCUAAAUGUUCCUUUAAAGAGGGUAAUAAUUACCACAAUAAUCAUAAAAUGCACUCUCACACACGUAAGCUCCCUUGGGCACAUUGUUAACACAGACUGUCUCUUAUAUGACCCUUUUGAUGGUCUUUAAAUAUGUGUGGUAUAUGUUCCACUUUAUGAAACCACAGCCUACAUCGUUGUUCUGAUUUGCAGCCUAUUCAAUGUUUAGCCCUGUGAUUAAAUAUGCAUGUACUGCCACCUUGUGGUAGAAAGUAGGAAUGACCGGUAUAAAGUUCUACUCAGCCAACAUCCAUCUUGCAUCAAGUAUUUAAAGUUAUAAUCCUUAAUAUUUGAAAUUAUAUUAUAAAAUGAAAUCCAGUUUUAAUGCUAUUUAUGAUAAACAUUUUCAGCAAUAGCCAUUCAAUGUAUUCCCAUUCUGUAAUUACGUCUCUAUACAGUAGUUUUCAUUGUUAGUGGCGGAGUCAGCCAUUCCCAUGUGGGAUUCAAAUUGCCUUCCUAAGCAUGAGGGAUUCACAGGAAACGAUGCAUCCUGUAAUUCAGGAUUACUGGUUUUUUGAUUUUAUCUCACUGAUAUCAGCUGUUUAUGUUUCACUCUCCAUAUCAGAGCAGUGUUAAGUUGCCACGUACUGUGUGUUGCCAAAUCAACCAGGACUGAAAUCUUAUGGAUUAUAACUUUAACCUCUUGAAAGCUUGAAAGGUGGCUGUUGGCAUUUUCAUUCGUCAAAGAGAACAGCAGAUGUUACAAGUUACAGUUGAUUCAAGGCCUAAAAAAGUAAUGUAUAAAGUAAAUGUAUAAAGUAUCUAUUUCUCUUCUGUCCACCAUUGUAAUAUUUUCCAAAAAGUCAAUCUAGAUCCAGUGAGUCUAUAAUAAAAAGAUAAAAUAUUUGGGGUGGAGUAUCGCUUUAUGUAUGACUUAAUAAUAAGCACCAACAUGUUUGUCUAUAAUUGUGUGAAAUCAAAGAGCAAGUGAGUGUAUGUGUGUGGUUAUUUCAUACCACACUUUUCAUAUUUGAGUAUACUUCAAAUCAAUCUUUAAAAAGGGCAAAGCUACCUCUAAUUUGUUUGAAAUACAGAACCCAACCGUUGCCUCCAAUGCAUCACACGUCUGAACUCGAUUCAUUGUGAACUGAGACCAUGUUAAGGAAUCAAAAAAUGGCAUUUAAAAUCUUUUCCAAUACUGUUGUCUCAUUUGGGAUUUCUCAGUGCUCACAGAUUCCCUUUUGUAUGUUAACACUUUUCUAUUGUCAUCUUUUGAAUUGUUCACUCAUGAUUUGUAUGUCAUAGAUCUGUUGUAAGAGCUAUUUUUCUAAGCUAACGUUCAGUGUUGAGUAGCUCAGCUCUGUCCUGUUUCUACUGUCUCCAUCCAGCUCACAAGUCUGCAUAUAGCAUGCAGCACAGAAAGCCUAAAACCAGGCACUGCGGUUACUGUAUGACGGACAUUUGAGUCUUUUUACCACAUAUAUUCACUUGGUCUGUCUUUUCUUGGAGUCAACAAGCGUUUUUAAAUGUUUUUAGUCAGCAUCUAUCGAAUUUAACUUCCAGUUUAACUGAAGAUACAGGAUCUGGUGUAUGAGAAGGUUUCCAGUUGUGCCAUGCUGUUUGUAUCAUCUGGGCUGAGGUUUGGAUAUAAAAACUGUAUGAAACUUUUUUAACCUCUGACAUGACACAAAUAGUGGGAUGACUGGAUAAGCAGCUUGUGUGUGCUGAGGCUCUGCAGCCGACACUGUCCUCCCUCCUCCCCUCUCUGUCCACCUCCCCUCUCCUCCUGGGUCAGAAGAAAACAACCAUCGAAAGACAUGUAUGAACUCUUAUGCUUAUUCUGUCUUUAUUUUUAUUUUAUUUUUCCAUUCUUUUGUUUCUCAAUGUGAUGUGGUUGUUUUAAAGUGAGCAACAAUAUGAUAUCAAAAUAAAUAGUUUUACCUUCUUUCCUUUAAA
Molecule: messenger RNA, 3322 nt
Organism: Siniperca chuatsi (mandarin fish)
Lineage: Eukaryota; Metazoa; Chordata; Actinopteri; Centrarchiformes; Sinipercidae
Gene: ppp1r1b
Product: protein phosphatase 1, regulatory (inhibitor) subunit 1B
Exons: 5
Coding region: 333-926 (197 amino acids)
Biological process (GO): intracellular signal transduction
Cellular component (GO): cytoplasm
Molecular function (GO): protein phosphatase inhibitor activity
Source: RefSeq, a predicted model, not a curated record